Lampris incognitus (smalleye Pacific opah) is the source of this 2983-nucleotide messenger RNA. RefSeq names its product G protein-coupled receptor 137 (gene gpr137). Lineage: Eukaryota; Metazoa; Chordata; Actinopteri; Lampriformes; Lampridae. The coding region runs from base 307 to 1464 and encodes 385 amino acids. The record is from RefSeq and is a predicted model, not a curated record. The transcript has 8 exons. Gene Ontology annotation, biological process: positive regulation of TORC1 signaling. Gene Ontology annotation, cellular component: lysosomal membrane.
GCGUAAACGUGUGCGAACAGGUCGCGGGGCGGCCUGAGGCUGGGCAGGCCGAGGUGGGGAGGGAGAUGGCAGGGGAAGCUGAGGCCCAGAAAUGUCUGGGGCCCGUGUAGGAGUUGCAUGAAGCCCCGGGGCGUCUCGCCAUGCUGAGGGAAUGGCUAUGGUUGUGUCACCAGCUGUGUGUGGCGGAGCUGACACCUUCCGUAGACGCAUGGAGUGCCACCGAGUGCCAUCGCUGAGGAGAUUCGCUAACCUGUAACUGAGAGGAGCCUGUGUCUUACCACUUGGCAGAGUCGGUGCUGCCCCCCCAUGGAGUCUCCAGUGACGCCUGCCAUUCCCAGCAACUCCACUGUGCCCUCGCCACCUCCUCUGCAUCCGGCUGUUGCCCCAUCAGUCCAGCUCGGUUUUACCAUCAUCUGCACCGCCCUGUACGCCAGCCUCUUCCUGGUGGUGUAUGUGCAGCUCUGGCUCUUCUUUUGCUACCGCCACAAGAGGUGCAGCUACCAGAGUGUGUUUCUGUUCCUGUGCCUGUUCUGGGCAGCCCUCCGCACCACACUCUUCUCCUUUUACUUCCAGAAUGCUCUGGCGGCCAAUCACCUGCCCCUACCCGCCUACUGGCUGCUUUACUGCUUCCCCGUCUGUCUGCAGUUCUUCACUUUUGGUCUCAUCAACCUGUACUUCACUCAGGUGUUGCUCAAAGUGAGGGAGAUGUACAGUUCACAGGUGGACAGAGGACUCUGGCUGGCGCGGUGCAUGUACGGUAUGCUGAGCGCCGUCUUCCUCUGUGUCAAUGUUGUGUGCGCAGCUCUCGGCAAGGCAGGUGACGGCAGGUCGCCGAGCUUGACUUGGAAGCUGGUGCUGGUUCGGGUUUUGGUCAAUGACCUGCUCUUCAUUCUGGAGGCCCUGUGUCUGGCCGCCUUGUUGCUGCACCUGACUCGGCACUCGCGCUCCACCAGUCCGUACCUGAACAGCAAGGGGACCACUGUGUGGCGCUCAGCAGCAUUGGGAGCAGCAGUGAUCCUGCUUUUUUCCAGCCGUGCCUGCUACAACCUGGCUGUUCUUUUCCUGUCCCAAAGCCAACGGAUGGAGUCAUUUGACUUCGACUGGUACAACAUCUCCGACCAGGCAGACCUGCAAAGCCAGUUGGGCGACAGGGGCUACCUGGCUUUCGGUGCGAUCCUCUUUAUAUGGGAAGUGCUACCAACCAGCCUGCUCAUCCUUAUCUUCAGGGUUCGCCGGCCUGCGCAAGAGGUCAACAACAUGGCCAACAACAGGAUUGUACCUCGACCGUAUUUCUUUGAUGACCCUCAAGCAAGCGAUGAGGACUCAGCUCCACCCUGGGCCCACAGAACACCUCCACACUCAAGUAGCUGGUACGGCGCAGAGACCACCCCGCUUCUGUUUGCCAGCAAUCUCCCAGACCAGAGCGGCCAGCACCAUUCUCUCUACUCCACACCACAGAACUGAUCCAGACGCUCAUCGGGACCAUCAGGGUCGUGGCACAGUUGUCUUCGACGGCCUUCAUCUCAAGGACAUGGCACAUGCAGCCACCAGCCACUACCUCUCUCUGGUGGCAAGCUCUUUUGCACUGAAAAACCUCAGGAGACAGCCACAUGGCGCUGAAUAUGGAGUUUUUAAGUUUUUAAUUGCUUAGAAAGAAGUUGUCAGGACUACCUAAGAUCUCUUGAAACUGCGCUGAUGACUGAAUUUUAAAGGGAACAAAGCAUAGAGCUCUAUUCUAAACUUGCCCCUUCACAUUCCCAGAAACAGUUUGUAAGCUUUACUAGCAUUCUUUGUUGAAAUGAAUGACUACCUUCAACUCCAAGCUGGUCGAUCAGCGAGCGGCAGGAGGUGCUCACUUGAAAAGACAAAAUUAACAAAUGUGUAUGCACUUUUUAUAAGCUUAGGCGAAACGGCAAUUCAGAAAAGUCACCGUUUACUGCCCGUAUAAAAAUGACUAACAUUCAAUCUAUCAAAUCAUCAUUACGCAACAUAUAAUUUGUAUGUAGUACAACAGCACAACAUAGAGGACCAGCAAUAUUUCAUAGGGUUGACAAUUCUCACCCGUCUGGCGUGAGUCUCGCUGUCGUGACACCAAGGCAAAUCUCAUGCCAAAACACUGCCACAGCAGCAGAGAUGAAAAGGCGAAUGGAAAAGUCUGGUAUAGUAAUGAUCAAACCGAGCAAUCGACUUUGACUCCAGAGGCUGAGUAUUCAAGAACUGGGUCUUUUAUGAGGGUGUUUCCAUGGAGAUGUAUCUUAAAUUGCUCUGAUUGGUGCACGAUGCUUAUCUCCGUGUAGAAUAAAUGCUCUGUAAACAGCCAGCUAGCUUAUCGUAGUGAAUUCAGCAGAGGGGGCAGCCCAGGAACCGCCGCAACCGGGACGCGAACCCAGGUCUCUCGCACCACGGGCGACUGCGCUAACCAGUUGACUAAAGAGCCCAACCUGUAAUUCAAGGGCUAGCGAGUCUAUUACUGCAUGCACUUUACACUGCCCCUCCCCCUUUCGGGAAGCGCGUCCCCGCGCUUCAGCAUAUCAGCUCCAUGACGCCUCUGGGUGCACGCGCUUCCGAUGGCCUCAUCAUCCCACUUCUGACACCAAUGUAGCGAAUUCGGGGGGCAGCCCGGGUACUGCCACAGUCGGGACGCGAGCUCAUGGUGCGGGAGAUGCGGGUACGCGCCCCGGCUGCGGCGGUACCCGGGCUGCCCUCCCCGGAUUCGCUACAUUACAUUAGCUGUCUAACGUUAAGUGCACGACAGAGACAAUGAAAGGCAAAAUGUCACUCCGGACAGGCUACCAAAGUUGGCAACUCUGCAUACCUUUUCAUACCAAAUGCAUCUCUUUUGUUCAUUGAUCAAUGUUAAUUUAAUAUUUUUGUAGUUUGUAAUAUAUCCAUUUGGCCAAAUAACGGCCUGAUAAAGUGUAUGAUAUGUUUUCGCUGUUGCACAGUUCGUUGUGAACGUCGCGGUUGCCAAUAAAGCAGUCGU